AUGUCGGUGCGUGUGGCUGUGGUCGGAGCCGGAGCUGCAGGGCUGUGUGCAGCACGCCACCUGCUUUCUAAACCUGGAACAUUCUGCACUCCGGUCGUGUUCGAGUCUGGGACCAGUGUUGGCGGGACCUGGGUCUACGAGGAGCUGGACGAGCCAAUCAGAGAGAAGGGAGUGGAACCCGAAGGACCUGAGAGACCUGAGGGCCACAGCAGAUACAGGAGCCACAGCAGCAUGUACCAGAACCUCAGAACAAAUCUUCCCAAAGAGGUGAUGGCGUUCCCAGACUUCCCAUUUGAGUUGCACCUGAACAGUUUCCUUCCACAUCAUGAAGUUCUGAGAUAUCUGCAGAAAUACUGCGACCACUUUGAUGUCGGGCCACAUGUGCGGUUCAACACAGCGGUCGAGCGAGUGAGGCCUGUCGUCAUGGAGACCACUGACGGGAAACAGAGGACCGAGUGGGAAGUGACAUCAUCAGAAAGGAGCGGCUCAGAGCGGACGGAGCGUUUUGACGCUGUGUUUGUCUGCUCCGGACAUUACUCAGUUCCUCAUGUCCCAGAGAUCCCAGGACUACAGCACUUCAGAGGCUCAGUUCUGCACAGUCACAGUUAUCGUCGGCCAGAGCCGUUCUCAGGGCAAACGGUUCUGGUGCUGGGGGCCCGAAACUCGGGGAUCGACAUCUGUAUGGAACUGUCCACUGUGGCUGAGCAGGUCUUCCUCAGCCACAGAACUCCUCGUCUCUCGUUUCCUCUUCCUCCAAACGUGUCUCAGACUGAAUCCAUCGACCGGAUCCUUGAGGACGGGACCGUGGCUCUGCAGGACGGCAGAGUACUCAAGGCGGACUCGCUGCUCCUCUGUACAGGGUAUAUCUUCACCUUUCCGUUCCUUCACGAGUCUGAUCUGGGCAUAGACAUGCAGAGGGACUUCGUGGGACCACUGUAUCGACACAUCAUGUCUCCAGGCUUCCCCUCGCUCUUUUUCAUUGGCCUGUGUCAGCAGAUCUGCCCCUUCCCCCACUUCCAUUGCCAGGUGCAGUUCUGUGUGGCGGUGCUAGAGGGCGCUGUGUCUCUGCCCUCAGCUCCUGUCAUGCAGCAGGAGUGCAGGGCAUGGCUGGAAAAAAGGCUGAGCAGAGGUGUGCAACAGCGCCACCUGUUGAGGAUGGAGCAUGAGCAGUGGGAGUACUGUGCCUCCCUGAGUGCGGAAGCAGGGUUUAAGCCCCUCACCCCCGCCAUCAGGUCACUGUUUGAGGAAGUGUGGCGGAGGAGGAGAGAGCACCCCCUGCAGUACCGAGAGAGCAACUACAGGCUGACGGAGGAGCACUGGGAGAGAGCACCAUCUGCAGGACAGAGAGAGCUGCUACAGGCUAAGGAGGGGGAGGAGGAGAGGGUGAUUUGA
Messenger RNA from Knipowitschia caucasica, 1392 nucleotides. Lineage: Eukaryota; Metazoa; Chordata; Actinopteri; Gobiiformes; Gobiidae. The record is from the annotation of a GenBank genome assembly.